Molecule: messenger RNA, 7665 nt
Organism: Arctia plantaginis
Lineage: Eukaryota; Metazoa; Arthropoda; Insecta; Lepidoptera; Erebidae
Source: the annotation of a GenBank genome assembly
AUGGAUAGGUUGAGCGAGUUGAGGGGUGAGGCGGGGAGUUCGCAGGACUCCACACUGGACACCACGUCCUCUCCAACUGAGGCUUUCAUGACCGCCAACGAGAGCUCUUCAAAGUUUUAUUCUCUGUCAGAAGUUGACGCUACAUUCGACAUUUCGUGCAUGAAAGAUGACAUUUCUUCCAUAAAAGAUGUAUCGCUGGCUACAACCACCUCCGAAGCUGAAGGUACUAUGACUAACUCCGAUGAGUUAAUAUCAAAUUUAUCACCGAUUAGGAAAAAAACUGAUUUAGACACCUUCAAAAUUCACUCCCAUAUUGAAGCAGCAAACAUUUUAUCAGGUGGUGUAGCCAUUUUUGAUGACAACUCUUAUGACGGUAGUGAACUGGUGAUAGAUGACAAUGUAGAAGUAGAUGAGAAGUCCAACCCGGAGCUUAAGCAAACUGAGAACUUGGAGUUUAAAUCAGAUGAGAAUAUAGAAACUGGUCUUAUAAGUGAGGAGACGGACAUAGGAAGUAAAGACACUGAAGUAUUGCUACAAAUUGAUGGUAAAAAUGUUGAUGCUAUAGAUAUUGGUAAUGGAUUAUACUUGUACAGGAAAGAGGGUCAAGAAGAACUGGCUGCAGUUCAGAUCAUUGAUAAUGACCAGCAGCAACCCAGUUUUAAGUUCCUCAAAGUCCGUGAAAAUGCUGAGGGCAACUUAGAGGUUUAUGAAGAAAUAGAAGUUGAAGUCUCCAAGGAAGUGCCUGCUAAAGAAUCUAAGACAGUUGAUAGAAGUACACCAUCUCAUGUCCCUAUAAGGGAUAUAAACAAGGUCAUUAGUGACUCUACCUGUAAUAGAGCAACAGAUAAACAAAUCAAAGUACCAAAAAAAGAACCAAUAAUAAGUACUAUAGUAGAAAAUGAGAAUAAAGAACUUUUACCAGAGAGCAAAUCGGAGGUUAAUUUUAAUGGUAAAAUGAUGAAGCUUAGCGAAUCUAGGAAAUCACCAGUUAUAGGCAGUUAUACACCUAUGACAUACCAUUCUACUCCUAAGAAAGAAGGUAUACCAUUGACAAAAACAAUGGUAGACCAACAGCUACAUCCUAACAGGCACUCAGACCUCUCUAACAAUAAAAAGACUAUCGAAGUUCAUACAGAUAGUGGUAAAAAAACCAUUGAAACACCAUCAAAAUCCAAAGACAUAGAUGACACUAAGAUUAAUGAAGUUUUACCUACUGAGAAAGAAAUAAUAACUACUGAUAAAGAUGUUAUUAAUCUUGAAACAAAUAAUAAGAAUAUUAUGGUAGAUAAAGAGAAAGGUGAAAGAAAAUGUGAAAUAAAAGAAAGUUCCGAAAAGAGUAAACUUAUUGAAAAAGAUAUUGAUGAUAAGAUUAUCAAAGAUAUUUCAGAACAGAACAAGGAUAUUCGAAUAAAACAAGACGGUUCUAUUGAUUCUACAGAAAAUAAGGUAGCUAAUAAACAAAUAGAAAUUACUUCACCAUUAAAUCCUACCCUUGGAGAAAAAGAUAUUGAAGCAAAUGAAGUAGUUAAUGAGGAAAGUGUCCCAUUUAAUGAUAAAAUUGAGGAACUAAUUGAUGAAACAAAAACACCUUUGGAAAUGAAUGAUAACACAGAAGUAACUUUGGUGACAGACCUGUCUAAUAAUGAAAGUAAAGCAGUUUGUGAAGAUAAUACUCUAAUUGAGCAAAAAGAAUCUAAAAAAGAAAACGAUGUCGAGAAAACUGAGACGGCUACCAGUGAAACCAUUGUUAUUGAGGAUGAUGAUGAUGUAAGUAUUGUUGAAGUUGUGGUAGAAAACAAAAAUGAGAACGAGAAUACAGUUGCUGAUAGCAAGAGCAAGGCACAAGUAGACGAAAAUAAUGAAGGUAAUCUGAAAAUAUGUGUGACUACUGCAAUUCCUAGUAUGGAUAACAGAGAAACUGAAGAAAUAACUAUAAGAGAUGCAGAUAUUAUUGUUGUAGAAUCUGUUACCACAACAUCAAUCGUUACGGAUUCUGGGGUUCAGCCUAAACUGAAAAAUGAAACAGUUAUACCCGAAAAAGAGCUUAAAAAACCAUCGAUGUCUUCCAAUAUUAAAGAGGACACAGUAGCUCCACCAGUUCAAGGUAAACCAACAAAUAAUGAAGUUGCUUCUAUGGAAAUUAUGAAUAAGGAUAUUUCAUACAAAGAUAACGAAAAUGUUCUAGUGAAGCCAUCUGUAAAUGACUUAAAACAAAUAGAUCUGCUUCCUAAUGUCGCUGAUGAUAUACAAAAUAACAAACCAAUGGAAUCUUCAGAAAAGAAAAAUGCUGCUCCAAAAGAUGGGACAGGAAAACACGUCUUCGCAGCUAACAUAUCUCCUUUAUUAGAGCAAAAGCAACAGUCUUUAGUCACCUCUAGAGUAGGGUCAAUAAAAUCAGGAUUGCCAGAAAAAACGGAAGAAAAGAACCCCUCCCCAUCUAUCAAUGACAUCAGAACAGUCAAUAAAUUUGUGGAACAGAAUAGAGAAAAGAAGUUAUUUGAUGUGCAUUCAAAAAAUAUUCCUUCAAAACCAAUUCAGGUCACUGGAUCUACGCCUGUCGUGGCACAAAUGCAAGUAUAUUCUAUUAACGCACCUCCUCAACAUUUGAAUAAAAAUAAGGCUGUAAGCAUAGUCAACAGUGCAACAGAGCUUAGAAAAAAUACAAUUCCAUUGCCCAUUAAAAAUAUUACAGUAGAUAAGCCUCGACCUGCACUUGAUAUGAAAUCUUCAUUUACUAAUCAACGAAAUGAUAAAAAUGAAGUCAAGGUACCCCCAAAAGUACGUGAAAAAGCUAGUUGUGUGAUGAAUAUUGAAAUAAGUAAGGUGCCAAAGGUAGAAUCAGUUAAAACUAGUACAUUAGUCAAACAAACUGACCAUAGUAUGGACAGUAAACUGAAUAGCCAAGGCUUGAAAAAUAAAAUUGAACCAAAAGAUAAAAAGGAAGUUUCUAAAAUGACUGAAUCAAAACCAAUAAACAAUAAUCAUGCAGCAGUGCCUUUCGGUAAAUGGACAGAGGCUAACAAACAAGAAUUCUUAAAUAAAUUCAAAACUAAAACAGCUGUUAUUUCAUCCAAUAGUAACCAGCUUAAAAAUUCCAAUGAUUUGAAUAGAAGAGAUGUUCUUAAGAAAAUCGACAGUCAAAGACAAUCUAGUACUGCUUUAUCAAAAACUCAAGAAGCCAACAAGAAUACCAUGAAAUCAGAAAUAACUUUUUCGAAUAAACCCAAUAUAAUAAUUAAAGAAAGCACACAAGGAAGUAAAAUAUUACAAAAUACUGAUAUAACGGAAGUGAAACCAAAACCUACGGCUUCUAUAAAUACGACUAAGAUAGAUGUUGUACCAAAGAACCAAAUUGAAUCACAAACAUCUGCUGUGAGCAGUUCAUCUAAAAAAGAAGUUUGUCAGACAAAGGAGAAAGUCCAAAAUUUGAUUGAUAAAACGAUUGAAGGCAUGAUACACCGGAAUACACAUGCUAAUAAGCCACAAAAUGAGCCUAAACAAAAUACAGCAAUAGACCCUAACCCUCCAAAGACAGCAACAAGCACAAUUGACCCUCAAACAAAAAAAAUAAAAAUCAUCCAACAACCAACUUGUGACGCUAAACUAGAUGAAAUAGAAAUGAAAAUGAAUGAGUUACAUGGAAUCCCUUUCAUAGAAAGACCAGCACAUGAAUUGCCACAAGUAUAUAAGCCUGAAACUAAAGCUUAUUCUAUUAUAGAAAAAGAAAAGCUUGCAGUACCAGUCAAAACCAAAAUACCAAAUCUCUUACCAUUCCCUAACAAAACUCAACAAAAAGUUAGUAAAGAAAGCGUAAUAGAAGUAGACUCUGAGGAUGAAAUCAUUGAGCAUGAGCCUAUCACAGGGGAUAUUGAUUUAAACAAGAAAAAUCUAAUAGUAAAACCAUUAGUUAAGGAAAAGUUACCAAUUCAACAAGAAAAGGCAGCAAUUGAAGCGCCUAAAAUAGAAUCCAUAAUUACUGAAAAAGAUUUUGAUAAAUUCGCAAGAAGAAAUUCGAUUACAUGCGAAAAUUAUCUAACAGUAAACUUUGAAGGCAAAGAACCUAACAACGUGGUUCAAACUGUAGUGGAAAAAGAACCAACUCUUAAGAAUUUGUCAAGGAUUGAUACAGGCCGAACUGAUUCGAAGACGAAACUGUCACAUAAAAAUCAAAAUGUACGUCCUUCCACACAAGCAGCGAAACAUCAUCCAGGAAAUACUUUUGUACCAGCAACUGAUGAUGCUUCAAAUAGAAAUCAAUCAAAGUUACAAAAAGCUUAUCAUUCAGCUUUGACAGAGAAACGCCAAAUGGCGUCAGAUUGUGCAAUAACUAUUAUUGAGGAUAAACCAGUUAAGGUACUCUUUGUGAAUAAUGUCGAAUAUGGUCCAACCCAGUUAGAUGUUCAGGGCCAAGACCUUUCACCUGUCAAGAAAACAGUUCCUGACUCGGAUAUAACUGAUAAUAUAUGUAAUUCUUCUCAUACAGAUUUACUAGAUCCUAUUGAUGAUGUUAAAUCACAAGAUGAUGUCAAGGGUAAGACUAAACAUCAAAGGAAACAAGUACUUACUCCUGUUGAAGAACCAGAGUUGGAACUCAUUGAACCUCAAGAUUUAAACAUUGAUGUUUCCCCCAAAAAGAAGAGAAGAAUUGAUGAUGAUAAAAUAGAUAAAAACUUAAAAUAUCCAAUGCGCAAGAAGUAUCUACUCGGUUCUAGUACUGUAACAGAAGAAAAAGUAACUAGCCCUAUUGCAACAGUGAAAAAUCCAUUAAAAGAGACUGUUAACCUCCACGAUAAUGGUGUGGCACAUAAUAAUCCUGUCUCAGCAUUGGAUAGUUUAGUAAAAGCAGCUGAAUUAAUUGAAACUCAAACAGAGACUAUGAACAAUAGCCUUACCUCAAAUUCUGACAGUCACUCAAGUACACCUGUGAAAAGAGGACGGGGUCGUCCAAGAAAAUAUCCUUUAACUCCUGAUGGGACAGUUGACACAAGUAAAGUGACUGCUCCCAGCCCUCAAAAGAAGCCACGACUCAUAGAUGCUAUAAAACCUAAACGGGACGUCACCACUGACGACGACACAGAUAGUGAAGGUGAAAUUAUCAAAGAAAACUGGACAAUGGGCAAAAUUAAUGAAAAUAUCGUAUGCCCAAUUUGUAAUAAACUCUUCAGAACUGAGAACGUAGUUUUUAAACAUGUAAAACAUUGCACAGGCCCAUCGCCUAACAGAUCUGAUUCAGAUAAGAGAAGUCCAAGGAGAACGAGAAUAGACUCUGACAGUAAAUCUCAGGACAGUAAGUCCGAUGAUAUGGAUAUUGAUGACGACAAACCAUUAAUUACACAAAAAGUAAGUCUUAAGAAACGUAAAUCCAAAGAUUCUAGAUCCAAAUCGCUUGAAAAAGAUGAUAUUAUUGUCAUCGAAGACACACCCAUUAAAGAAAAACCCGAAAAAAUUGAGGAACGAAAAACUCAUGUGUCAAGAAAAUUAACGACUAAGAUACCGCUCAAAAACGACAGUUUGGUUUGUGAAUUCUGCGGAAAAAUAUUUAGGCAGCUGUCGUAUUUGGUAAGUCAUAAAUUGCAACACAAAAAAAUACAGAAAGUAGAACCAAGCAAAACGGAAAAGAUUGCUCCGAUUACUGACAAAUCAGUAUACAGUUGUGAAGUAUGUAAAAAGGAGUUUAGAAAAUUGCAUCACUUGGUUCAGCAUCGCAUAAUACAUAACCCCAGCUCAGUAACGGCAAGGUCUUCAAGAAAGAGCUCUUCGGAACACUCGGAAAACAAAGUCGAUAAAGAGCGAAGCACUUCUAAACAAAGUGAUGACCCAAGUGCCGGUUUUCGUUGUGAACCAUGCGAUAAGUCAUUCAGAAAACUACACCAUUUAGUGGAACACAGAGAAACCCACGAUGGUAUAAAUCGACAAAAAACGAUAACAGCUGUUCCGAACAAAGAAGAGAAACCUGUAGAGAAGCCUGUUGUUCUCCACCAAUGUGACAUUUGCAAGAAAACAUUUAAAAAAUUAUCACAUCUAAAUGAGCACAAAGAACAACAUGUUGAAACAAGUUCAGAAAAAUCAGAUGACAAAAGUGUUAAAAGUUCCCUUUCUACUAAAGACAUUAUACACGAAUGUUCACUUUGCUACAUGGUUUUCCCCAAUGAACAUUCACUUAAUAAGCAUACAGUUUUUUGUCAAAGGAAGAAGCGGCAAUCUAAACAACCUAAACCAGCAGAUGAAACUGAAGGUAGCGAGGAUGUUAUUGAAUGUUUAGCACCAGAAGAAGAGAUUGAAAGUCUUGAUUCUAAAAAAGCCGAAGUCAGUGUAAUGGAAAAAGAUGUAGAAAAGAAUGAGUUUGUUGAAAAAGUGGAAGUAGCGAAGGAUAAACUAGUAGAAAAAGAGUCAUUAGACACUGUCAAAGAGAAACCUAUAGAAGUAAUAAAAAUUGAAGAACCAGAAAUUUUAUUACCAAAAUUAGAAGCGAAGCCUCCAGAAUCACAAGCGCCCCGUACAAAAAACGAUUUAGUGAUAGUAGAAACUUCUCAUAAAGAAGCAACAGCUGAAAUGUCUGAAAAGAUAAAAAAAUCAGAACACAAAGAUUGUACUAAGAUACACGAGACGCCUAAAAAGAAAAUUUUAAUUAAAGAUAAAACUGCGAGUGCUGCCAAACGUCCUAAAGCUACGGCUCCUUCUACAUCAGUCACUGCAGAGAUAAAACCAGUAACAGAAUCGAGCGAUGAGGACGAAAUCCGGUAUAUGCUCAACCCAAACUUUAAAGUCGAAGAUGUCACCGAAGAAAAAGUCUUCAUGAAAGUCAGAGCCAAGAAGCGUAGUUCUCUUCAAAUAGAACGACCAGACUCUAAAGACCUAAUGAAAAGGCGAACGUCAUUACAACAUCCACCCAAAAUACCGCGACUCAAAUCAAAAUCAAUGGAGGCAAACAUAACAGUAAAAAAAGAAGUAAAAACUCCCAAAGUAGAACCAGUGCCUUCAACGGAUUCUGACGAUAGUGAAACUACAAAAUACUCCUUUCCAUCGACCAUUCCUGAAAAAUCGACUAAGCCUGCACAAAAUCGGACGCCUAAAAAUUCACGAAAGAAAUCAAUCGUUGAUAAGAGAAAGACAUUAAGUGGGAUAGCUAAAAGGAAAUCUUUGGGUAAAGCAGUCACAGCCAGGCACAAACUAACACCUGUGAAGCAAGUUAAGAAAAGAACGUUGGAUGCGGAGCACCGUUGCGACUGCGGGCAGUUGUUCAGUAGCGCAGCCCUGCUGUCGCGCCACACCACGCUCGCGCACACACCCCCAAGAAUAAGGCGCCGGCGAUCGCCGCCGCCGGAUGACAAACCUAUACCCAAGGAGAAACCUGCAGCCAAACUAGCACCGCGCAAGUCUACCGCGCCAGAGAACCCCAAGUCAAACAAGUCACCGCAAGUCGCUGCGACUAGAAAAUCCAACGUUAGAAGCGUCAGUACCGCGUCAAAUGUAAAGUUAACGAAAAGCGAGAUCAAAACUGGAAAGAAAACCUUGGAAAGAAAUACAAAGACGCCGAGCGAUGCUAAAAAAGCUAAAUCUGAGAAGCAUGAAGAAGAAUCGAGCGUCAAAUCUAGAAGGACGGCCGCCCACCGAGGCGUCCCCGUUCCAGAAAAGAUGAAAAAACUCCUGGGAAAGACCAAGUAA